Messenger RNA from Doryrhamphus excisus (bluestripe pipefish), 3519 nucleotides. The record is from RefSeq and is a predicted model, not a curated record. NCBI's taxonomy places the organism in Eukaryota, Metazoa, Chordata, Actinopteri, Syngnathiformes, Syngnathidae.
AAAGUGAUGAUGAGCCCGCCCACUAUCUGCAAUAACAAAAGCGCGUCAUGUUUAGCUCCACGCCUUUUUUUUUGGUUCUAAAAAGUAAAAUCACGUCCUCUUAGCCUUUUGGGCCGACGAACAAAGUCAAAACACUGGCAUUCCUAAAGCUAUGACGCCAUCUUGGCUCAUUCGAGCUCGUCUACUUUGGACAAAAAAAGUAAGGAGAUGACCACAUACGACAAAGUGGAAUGAAGAAACUUCAUUAAAAGAGUCGUCCUUCGGCAGCCACCUUAGGCCUCUUCCUCCUCCUGCUGCGCACGCUCAGCUGGGCGCCAACCUGCCACAGGAACCUCACCGCCUUCAUCAUCAUCCUCAUCAUCGCCGUGUCGGCAGCACGCACGUGGAGCACGCCACGGUGUCUGCACGCCACCUGGUUACCAUGUUUUUGGCGGUGGACGUCAGGAGGCUCAGCGCUGGCCUUCUCGGUCGGUUCCGGGGGGGCGUGGCGGCAGCGUUGGGCGUGCCGGUGGGACGCGUCCACAUCAACGGUCUGAAUGAAGAGAAGAACGGCGUGGAGCUCUUCGUGUCGUCUGGUAGGCCGGACAUUUCAGAGCCCCGCCCAGCCGAGGAGGUCAUCCAGUCGCUGGAUGUCAGGGUCCUUCAUCAACACCUGGCGCACUUUGGCAUCACCGAAGUGUCAACGGAGAAGAACGUCCUGCAGGGGGGGCCGGGGGACCACCUGUGGAGGCGGGAAAGCCUCUACAGCGCCGUCUUGUUCCUCGCCGUUUUCGUCAUCGUCAUCACCUGCAUGAUGGUUUUGUAUCGCCUGAAGGAGAAGACCUCUGACGCACGGCUCAAAGCUCCGCCCCCUCACGUCCGCUCCACACCAAAGGUCGCGCCUGACUGUGCCCGGAGGUCAAAGGUCAUCCAGGCGGUGACGUCGGGAAGCACGGUCCAGGUGGAGCGGUCUUUGGCCCCGCCCAUUCCCCUGCAGCAGCAGCCAAUCGCAGCGUUCCCUCUGUGCAGCCCCGCCCCCGUCUCGUUCGUCCGCCACGUUGACCACGCCCCCCCGGCCGCUCCUGAGCUCAAACCGUGCCCCUCCCCCUUCAGGAUGAAACCCGCCUCGGGACUACAAGAGAGACGCGGCUCCAACGUCUCGCUGGUGUUGGACAUGGCGGCGCUGGCCUCGGUGGAGCCUCUCGCCGUUGCCGUGGUGACGCCCAGGGAGACGGUGGCCCGCGAGUAUCUGCUCGCCGCCAGCCGGCCGCUCACGCCACAGCAGCUCCGUGACAUCAUCGACGACGCGCACAGGCUGCACGCCGAGUUCUCUGAGAUCCCCAUGAACUUCACCGACCCAAAAGAGCUGGACGUUCCCAACCACGGGACCAAGAACCGAUACAAGACCAUCCUGCCAAACCCCCAUUCCAGAGUCCUGCUGCAUUCCAGAGGAAGCGGCGACCCGCUGAGCUCCUACAUCAACGCCAACUACGUGCGGGGUUACCGUGGCGACCAGAAGGCCUUCAUCGCCACGCAGGGCCCCAUGGUCAACACGGUGGACGACUUCUGGCUGAUGGCGUGGCAGGAGGCGGCGCCCGCCAUCGUCAUGAUCACCAAGCUCAAGGAGAAGAAGGAGAAGUGCGUCCUCUACUGGCCUGAGAGGCGGGGCAUCUACGGGAAGGUGGAGGUGGCGGUUGGCGGCGUGCGGGAGUGUGACCACUACACGGCUCGCCGCCUGACACUGAAGUACGGGAAUAGAACCCACACCCUGCAGCAUUACUGGUUCACGUCGUGGCCCGACCACAAGACGCCCGACUCGGCCGUGCCGUUGCUGCAGCUCAUUGGGGACGUGGAGGCAGAGCGGCGGGCGGCGUCUCCUGCGGGGCCCGUCAUCAUCCACUGCAGCGCCGGCAUCGGACGCACGGGCUGCUUCAUCGCCGCCGCCAUCGGCUGCCGGCAGCUGGAGGCGGAGGACGCGGUGGACGUGUUGGGCAUCACGUGUCGGCUGCGGGUGGACAGGGGCGGGAUGAUCCAGACCGGCGAGCAGUACCGCUUUGUCCAUCACGCCUUGAGCCUCUACCAGGCCCGCCUUGAGGGAGGCGGAGCUUGCUGACUUUGACGGACAGGAGAAGAGGGAAGGUACAUCACUGGAAGAAGUUAGCCGUUUCCGUGUGUGGACGUCUUUGUGUUUCUCUCUCGCGCACGUUAACGUGGUGUUAGCUGUCAUGUUAGCAUAGCCUGCUCGCUGGCGCUGGCGGUGCAGGUCUACCUCUUCCAUUGGAUUUUGGCCAAGAGCAACUUUAUUUUUCUACUCUUUUUACGUGUUUUCGGUGUCUGAUAGCAGUCGGUUGAUGUAGCAAUAAUCGAAAGGUCAUGUCAGAGUGGAACAUCCAAGUACUUUACGUUUUGGUACUUUUGUACAGUAAUUGUACAGUAAUCCCUCGCCACAUUCGCUUUUCAAAAUGGUUCUUCCCUGAUGGCACACAGCCGGUUAUUCAUCCGGAAUAUGCAUCUUGCAGCAAAUUGAGCCUAUUUUGGGCUGCAAUGAAGCACUUCCAAGCAUGAAAACGACUCAAGGAGGUCAAGUCCAAAUAUGAGGCCACGCCCGUCACUAGGUGGCGCUAAUGUUCCAUUAACCGCCUCCUUCAUUCUCCCGGCGCUAGCAUCCGGGGUCCCAACACCCCCCAGGGGGUCCAAACACGUCCUAAACAUUUACUGACAAGCCAAAACAACAAAUAUGGAAAAUGAGGUUGCUAAAAAUGUUCUAAUGUGAGGAAUAAAGUGAGAAUACGAGAAGAUGAAAUAGUUGGAAAAUGGGGAAAAACAGCAGAAAUGGGGAAAACCCAGCUGUAAUGUUCUGACAAUAAUCUCCAAUAUUCAUAGAGAAAUAGAAAUAUAUAAUAUGUGUGUGUAUAUAUGUAUAAUACCGUAUCUUAUUGAGGAAAAACGUCAUUUUGAGGAAAAAUCAUGUCAUGUAUCCCCCCUCGGCCACCUCCUUCUGGGUCCCAAAACAUGCUAGCUUCAUCGCACCCCCCCCAAAUUGUCCAUAGGUAUGAAUGUGAGUGUGAAUGGUUGUUUGUCUAUAUGUGCCCUGUGAUUGGCUGGCCCCGCCUCUCGCCCAAAGACAGCUGUGAUAGGCUCCAGCACGCCCUUGUGAGGAUAAGCAGUAGAAAACGAAUGAAUGAAUAUUACCAGAAGAAAAUUUGAAAUAAAAUCCAAAAAAGGGGAAAUACUAUGCCUUUUCACUAUAUUUCUUAGCAUAGAAGCUGACUAUAGGGGUGUUAUACUAUGUCUGGAGGGCUCUCGUCGUGAUAAAAGUAUAUUUGGCAUAUUUCGGUCUGCUCUGGCUGCCCACGUAUGGUAAUCAUACCUGACUGAUUGAUACCUGACUGAUUGGUUCCAAACGAGGGAGUACUGUAUCGUCAUUGUUUGCUUCUAUCCAAAUGAAGACAAACUUUAUUUAAACGUCCGAGCACGUGAUGCUAACGGUGUACGUGUUGGCUUGUCGGCACAAAGCAACAUUAAAGAAGUGGCUUGUCC